This is a messenger RNA of Symbiodinium sp. CCMP2592, 5496 nucleotides long. The record is from the annotation of a GenBank genome assembly. NCBI's taxonomy places the organism in Eukaryota, Dinophyceae, Suessiales, Symbiodiniaceae.
AUGGUGCUUCGCUUGGUGCUUUUGGGAGCUUGGGCCAUCACGGCCCGAGGCCAGCAGUGCGACUGCAGCCCAUGCCAAGAAUACCCCGAGGAGGAUUUCAGUCCCGAUCCCUGCUUCGACAAGUGCAUCGUCACGGGAGACCCUCACGUGGAGCACAGCUGGCGUCCGGGAUUUGAGAACGGAUUCGACUUCCAGCCUCAAGGCAUUUGGCGCUUGGCCAAGACGGACACCUGUGGCGGCACAGUGGAAGUUCAGGCCUUCUUCUGCCACUACUUCUUCACCAAACUCAGCAGUGCCAUUGCAUACGCGAUCACCAUCAACGGCGGCGACAAGUACAUCAUCAAACGGGUCGGGGAUGAGUUCCAGGUAGGCAGUCCCGACGUGCGGGGCUUCAACGUCAGCUUCGAAGGUGACCCAGUGUCCGGGCGACUCCUCGUCAGCGACGACAAAUGCGUGCGCAUCAAGAUGAACACCGUGCCCCUUUAUGACCGUCGGACGAGGUUCCUGGAUAAUCCCUACCUCAACAACAUCUUCAUGAACAUCUGGGAGUGCGCAACAACGCAGGAAGGCAUUUGCGGUGCUCAGAUUCUCGGCUCCGUUAGUGUCCGUUCCGAGCCGGUCCGUCAGUCCGCGCAGUUCGAAUGGAUCGACCCCGAGAGUGACGAGAAUCUUUUCAAGACUCCCGACCAGCAGGAUCUGUGGAAAGACCUUUGCGAGUUCUGCCAGGAGGGAGGCCAAGCCACCACGCCACCGGGCUGCCCGGCACCGCCAGGUGGCGAGGAACCCGGCGAGCCUGGCUGCGAGUUCCUCAGGCCCUAUGGCAGCAUAUGGGACAAGGAGUGCGUGCCUCAGCCAGGCGAUUCGGCCAACAACGACCUCCUGAAAGAACUUCAAGAUGGUGGCGAGAACUGCGUGGCCUUCGCUCGCUUGAACAACGGCCCGAAGUUCCCGGGAAGAAGCUGCAGAGACUGGUGCCAGGAUCGCGGUGCGGAGUGCGUGACAGUCCGGGACGACAUUGCCACCGGGAAGUUCCCGACCGAGGACAACAGCAACGCCUGCCAACUAACUGAGGCUGACCACCCCAACAACUUCAUCGGAGGGGACCCAGAGCAACCCAAGACCUGUGAUACGGUCAGCAGGGACACGCAUUGCGUGUGUAAGAAGCCCGACAACCCUGCGCCGGGAGAGUCGGUGGAGAAGACCUGCUUGGAAGCCCGGGACGAAGCCGGAUUUAAUUUCUCGCACCUGGAUGCGGCAGACCUUUGCCGAAGGGAGGCUAUGUGGUUCCAGCGUGUGACCUACCCACGGAACACCGAACAGACCACCUUCGAGCAACGUCUUCUGCUGUACUGCGCCCAGGACGUCUGUGCCACGGACCCAGAAGAUAGGCCAGAGGUGGCCCGAAUCUAUCAGGAUCGGGACCCCGACCUGAACGACAAGCCCGGCGUGUGCAACGGCCCCCUGCUGUGCAACGUCGUUUGCUCCAGCCAGCUCAUCGAGAAUUGGGGCGAGUGUCUGAACCGCUGUGAAGCCCACCGAUCGAAGCUGAUCCAUGCGGUUACGCGCUACUGCAAGGCCGGUAUUUGCACUGCAUAUCUGGAAGAGACGGAAACAAUAGGCCUUCUCCAGCAUCGCCGAUCCAACCGCUCAGAGAUCAUGAGCUCUCGCAGGUCUUGGGGAUCUCGCAGGAGCUCGCAAUGGUCGCAUGUGAGCUGGAGCCGUCGUCGCAAAGGUGACGACGAUGACGGCAGUGGCAGCACUCGUCGUCGCAAAGGUGAUGAUGAUGGCAGCACACGUCGCCGCAAAAGCGACGACGAUGAUGGCAGUGGUCGUCGUCGCAAAAGUGACGACGAUGAUGGCAGUGGCCGUCGUCGCAAAGGUGACGAUGAUGAUGGAAGCACGCGUCGCCGCAAGCGUGACGACGAUGUCGGCGACGAUGAUGUGCCGGACAAUGGGUGCGCUUUGCUCUGGGAUGAAACUGGAGGGUCGAGAGCUUUCGUGGUGCAAGCACAGAUGCACAUCGAAGUUUACCAGCCAGAUCAAGCCGGGAUUGAACCACUACUGCAAGGAGUGUACUUCACGACCUCCACGACCACCCAUCCUCCCUACCCCAAAGACGACGACGAUAAGGAUGACAGCCGUCGCCGCAAAGACGACAGCCGUCGCCGCAAGGGUGAUGACGACGAUGGAAGUGGAACUCGCCGACGCCGGCGCCGCAAGGGUGAUGACGACGAUGGAAGUGGAACUCGCCGCCGCAAGGGCGACGAUGAUGGUAGCCGGCGCCGCAAGGGUGAUGACGAUGGUAGUGGGCGUCGCCGCAAGGGCGACGAUGAUGGCAGCCGUCGCCGCAAGGGUGAUGACGACGAUGGAAGUGGAACCCGCCGCCGCAAGGGCGACGAUGAUGGCAGCCGGCGCCGCAAGGGUGAUGACGACGAUGGAAGUGGAACCCGCCGCCGCAAGGGCGACGAUGAUGGCAGCCGUCGCCGCAAGGGUGAUGACGACGAUGGAAGUGGAACCCGCCGACGCAAGGGCGACGAUGAUGGCAGCCGGCGCCGCAAGGGUGAUGACGACUAUGGAAGUGGAACCCGCCGCCGCAAGGGCGACGAUGAUGGCAGCCGGCGCCGCAAGGGUGAUGACGAUGGUAGUGGGCGUCGCCGCAAGGGCGACGAUGAUGGCAGCCGGCGCCGCAAGUACAGGCACCAUCGGCGUCAUUACAAGGCCCUGGGCGAUUUUAACUUGCAGUCUGAAUUGCAGGAGCUGAGGAAUCAGUCGGUGAAUCAGAAUAAUCAGAUCUAUGAUUGCAACUUCGUGUCUGCCGUCGUGAGGCGCUUGCCGUUUCUGGACUCCGCUCGGCUUCGCUCGGCUCAAACAGCGCAGGGCGCGUCGCCGCCCUCGCAGGCCGGGCCCGGGGCCCCGGGGACUGGCGAGACGCCGAGAGAGACGAUGCGUGCAGUCUUUGACUCGGCGUGGCCGUCUCCGGAAGGGCUGUGGGCCGGCAAGACGAACUUGAGUCGAGCGAACGAAGCACCAGACUCUCUGGAGGGUCCAGGUCUCGCCCUCUGGUGCUUCGUGGUGUCGUGGCGUGAGCAGAGGUGUAGUCUGGAGGGCUGCCAAAGGUUCCAGAGAAACGACCCAGUGACGGAGUCGCACGGAUUUGUACACAAGUUAUCCGAAGCAGCAGCAGUCUUCGCAGAGUUGGAUGCCAUGGCAUUGCAACAGGCGGCGAAGCUGAUCAUAAAGGCGAUGGCGCUUCAGGUCCUCUCCUCGGGCCUGGGCUCGGUGAAGAAAGCAGCGCCAGAGGCCCAGAACCGGGUGACGCAACGUGAAACACCGCUGGAAAAGAACCUCAGAGAGGCCACUUCCAACCAGAAUUGGGGCGUGCCGAACAGCCAGCUCCAUGACAUCGCACGUGCUUCCUUCGAUUUCCAGGAGUACCAGACCAUCAUCACCGAGAUUUGGGCUGGUUUGCAGGAAGCGAAGAGCAGAUGGCGGCGGGUCUUGAAGACUUUGAACCUGGUUGAGUUUUUGGUGAAAAACGGCAGCGAGCGGAUCAUCGACGAGAUUCGCCGCGACCAGUACAAGGUCCGUCCGCUCAUGGAUUUCAGCUACUCUGAAGAUGGCAAAGACAAGGGCGCGGCGGUUCGCGAGAAGGCCAAAGCCAUCUUGGAGCUCAUCAGUGAUAACGAGUUGCUGCGCUCGGAGAGGGAGAAGGCCCGCACGCACCGCGAGAAGUUCAUGGGCAUGUCCUCGGUUGACAGCAGCAGCUACGGAGGUGGGUUUGGUGGAGGCAGUGGAGGUGGAAGCAGCAACUACGGCGGUGGUGGCAGCUACGGUGGCAGCAGCGGUGGCAGCUAUGGUGGUAGCGGUGGUGGUACUGGUGGUGGCAGUUAUGGUGGUAGUGGCGGCGGCAGUAGUGGGGGCGGCUAUGGCGGUAGUUCGUACGACCCGUACGUGGAGAACAAGAAGUUCGACGAAGCGAGGCGGAGACGGGAGGACGAGCGAUUCGAUGAGCGCGACCGCAGAUAUGACCGUGAUGAUCGAGACAGAGACGAUCGAGACGAUCGGGACCGUCGGCGCAGAGACGAUCGGGACCGCGACUUCCGCGACCGCGACCACGACCGCCGAGAGGAGGAUCGGCGGCGAGAUGAGCGGGAUUCGCGGGAUGAUCGAGACCGAGAUGGUCGUCGCCGGGACUACGACUACGAUGACAGGCGAGAUCGUGACGCACGCCGCCGCAGUUACGACGAGGACGAUCGUCGCGAGUCCAGACGAGAUCGGGAUGACCGUGAUCGGGAUGAACGAGACCGGGUCGAGAAGCCGCCUGCUCCGCAGGCGAACCUGCUGGACAUGGGUGACCCCGCAGAGCCACCUGCGACUACAGCAGCUGCUGCCCCCGCGGCGCAGGGUUGGGGUGCUUUCGAGGGGGGUGCCGGCUUCGCCGACUUUGGCGCCGGUGCUUCGGCAGGUGCCGCAGGCGGUGAUGGCUUCGGAGACUUCGUAGGAACGGCGGCACCGCCGCCGGCCACAGCCCCACAGGGCGGCGACCUGUUCGCGAAUGCAUCUUUCCAGGCAUCGGCAGCACCGGCAGCUGCGGCGACGCCGCAGAUGCCCGACUUGUUCGCUGUCGGGAGCGACUUUGCGGGCUUCCAGGGCGGCAAGGGCGGCUGCGGCUGCGGCUGCAGCGCCGCUGAAGCGGUGGCCCCAGCCAUGGCGGCUCCCGGCGGCAGUGGCAGUGGCAGUGGUGGCCUCCUCGGCUCAGCGGCGGGCUGCGCGGGAGAUGGAUUUGCAAGCCAACCAACUGGGCAGGUUGACACCGGAGGGUCCUUCUUGGAUGGCAUCUCUAGCAAGCUGUUGGACCUGAACCUCGGCUCUGGCACUUCCCAGGCUUCUGGUCAGCCUCCCGCUCCGAACAAACCCAUGGGAGGCAUGGGAAUGGGCAGUGCCAUGGGCAACACCAUGGGCACUGCCAUGGGUGCAGGUGCAGGAAUGGGCAGCUGCGGUGGCUGCUGCGGAGGCUGUGGCUGCGGCGGCUGUGGCUGCGGCGGCUGUGGCUGUGGCGGCUGUGGCUGCUGCGGUUGCGGCGGUUGCGGCUGCGGCGGUUGCGGCGGUUGUGGCGGCUGCGCAGGCUGCGGCGGCUGCGGGCCCACGGGCUGCGGUUGUGGAUGCGGCGGCUGUGGCUGCAGUGGCUGCGGUCCGUGUGGGGUUUGUGGAGGAUGUGGAGCCUGUGGAGGCGGGCCCUGUGGGGGCUGUGGCUGUGGUUGUGGGGGUGGGCCGUGUGCCGGCUGCGGUGGCUGCGGUGGCUGCGGCGGCUGCGGUGGCUGCGGCAGCUGCGGCGGCUGCGGCUGUGGCUGUGGCCCAUGUGGGGCCGGGGCCUGUGGAGGGUGUGGCAUGCAAAUGCAGAGCCCGAUGGGACAGUUCGGCCAAAUGGGCCAGCCCCAGAUGGGCCAAACAGGCCAGGCCCAAAUGGGCCAAAUGGGCCAGAUGGGCAUGAAAUGA